This is a messenger RNA of Boeremia exigua, 1120 nucleotides long. RefSeq lists its product as uncharacterized. Gene Ontology annotation, molecular function: protein binding. The record is from RefSeq and is a predicted model, not a curated record. The coding region runs from base 83 to 907 and encodes 274 amino acids. Lineage: Eukaryota; Fungi; Ascomycota; Dothideomycetes; Pleosporales; Didymellaceae. The transcript has 2 exons.
AAUUGCACUCUCCCACCGAUUGCAACCUCUCCAACCAAUUGCAGCAAAACUCUUCAACCAAUCCCAAACCCUCUUACUAAUCAUGAGCGCGUUAUCGAAAACCACCCUCAUGAAGGAUGCUCUCGUAUCAUCCGAGAUCUUCAGCUCACUGACUGUCGACCAUUCGCUUCUGAAAACGCUUGUGCCGCUCGAUUACCCUUCCAGGCGUCGUGCCAGCAACAGUCAAGCUAAGACCAAGCCUGACGAACUCUGGCUACCGACGGAAAUGAAGUUUGAGAUCAUACGCCACCUCGACAUAAAGUCUCUCCUGGCCUUUCGCGCUCUUGGCACUGCGGCUAGGGAGCUGGUAGACUCAUUACCCGAGUGGAAAAAGAUUAUGCAACGCACCCAAACUUCCAACGCCAUUCGUCUGGCUGUGAUCCUGGGAUCGGCUGAACGCAUCACCCUCCCUCAACUGUUCGCGAAGAUAUGCCAGACGACCUGCGACACUUGCGGCAAACUGGCACCCUACCUGGAUGUCUACAAUCUCGCUCGCCACUGCUUCGACCUCGGGGGUGAGUGCAAAUAUGAGCCUACGCCAUCGUCAAUCGAACAGAAGCGGCUUCUGCGCAAUAAGGCCUGGCUUAAGGAAGGUGAAUUUGGCUGUCUUGUCAUGCCGUUUCUCCAUCGCAAAUCGAUGAAAGCAGACUUUCUGAUUAUAUGUUUUUGUUGCACCUACAAAGGCGAGCUCUGCUGCGGAAAGACUCGUACGCUCUGCGCACAACGUAUGACGAUGUUUCCGGAGCGGGCUGUUUUCCUCGAUGCCAUUUACACCACGACCUCGAUCCGGCAUCAUUACGAUGAGGUCCACGGAGGUAAGCGUGAAGGUCCUGGUAUCACGCUUGCCUUCGAGGUCAGUCCGUGGUAGCUGCUCAGGACUCCGAGAGAUCGGUAUUCGACGACGAUGUGAAUGGCACAAAUGGGCAUAACGACUGGAUUCGUUGCAUCAGGAUGAUUGAGUGGCGAAGACGAGAUGAGAUGUAACAAACUGAUACCCACGAGAUGAUAGCGAAACGUAGGAAUAAUAGCGAUAGACUGGCUCGGACCGGAGCGUGGCUAGUCUGACUGGGGACUGCAGUCU